Messenger RNA from Thecamonas trahens ATCC 50062, 1476 nucleotides. RefSeq lists its product as uncharacterized. Lineage: Eukaryota; Apusomonadida; Apusomonadidae. Gene Ontology annotation, molecular function: glycosyltransferase activity. Bases 1 to 1476 code for a protein of 491 amino acids. The record is from RefSeq and is a predicted model, not a curated record. The transcript has a single exon.
AUGUUUGGUGUUGCUCCGGCGGCAAACAACUACGACUUUACUCGCCCGCUUGACAAGGUUGUGCUGGAUGAUGUGGCUGCCUACGAGGCUGCAGUGGCGAGCGAGGACAAGGCCAUCCUGGAGGAGAUCGAAGCCAAGCGCGAGGCAGUGCGGGCAAGAGUAAGCAGUUGGGAGGAGCUCGAGAUCGAGGCCAAGAAGGCCCGCCCACAGGAUGUACCUGUUCGUCACUCAGUCCUUGUCUUUGACAGCAAGAUGUACCAGGCACCGUCGCACGAGGCUUGCCUCGCCGCGGCCGAGGAGCUCGGCGGGCGCGAGCACACGGCUGGAACAGCGGUGGACAUGUCGAUUAUUCCGGCUGGCAACGCGUGGGACUACUACGACUCUGUGACGUACCCGAUGUACCUCACCUUUUCGCGGCUUCUCAUGUGGGGACUCCUCGACGACCGGUUUGCCACCGGCGAGUGGGGUGCCGACAAGCAGGCCGAGCUGCUCAAGGCGGUCCAAUACGACGGCGACGUGGUCCUUCCCACGGCAGCCGACCACCACCGUGCCAUGGAGGCCAUCCUGCACAUUCGGCCGGCUAUGAUCCUCAGGCACAGCCGCGAUCCGUCGGCCCACCUCUCGUGGCUCUACUGGGGCCAGUUCAAGUCGGGCAUGACGCAGCUGGUGUGGGACGGGCUCGGGCCGUGGGGCAUUGCGCUCUCGGAAAACCCGCUGGACGCAUCACGGAUGGCAACGGUCUGCUUGCGGCAUGCUGUUCUCGCGCAGUCGAACCCGUACUCGUAUUAUGCGCGGCCGAAGCUCUUCAUGCACCAAACCGAGGAGCAGAUGCUGACCGACACGGCGCACACACUCCGGGCGCUGCGGCGGCUGGUGCUGACGCGGUCGUUUGGCGCACGCGCCGACGAGAUCCUGCCUAUGGCGCCGACGGUGACGGUCCUCUCGCGGCAGGGCGUGCGGAACAAGCGCAUUGCGCCGUUCAACGAGUUUAUCGAUGCCGUCCGCGCCGUCGCCCUCCACCACCACCACAACUUUAACGUUGUGGAGAUCGGGAACAACAAUCUGCAAGGCCAGAUGCUUCCGUUCUUCACCUCGCGGGUGGUCAUCAUGGUCACCGGCGCUGCCAUGUCCAACACGCUCUUCCUCCGGCGCGACUCAUCGCUCAUCUUGCUCUGGAAGUGGGGCCCGUUCUCCAUUGACGAGAGCAAGGUCUCGCUCAACGGCGCGGCCGACGACCCGUGGUUCACCAAGUUCCACUACGAGCAGGACGAGACUUGGCGACCCAACGAGGUGUACAACAUCUCCCACUGCCUCGCCGAGCACGCCGCCGACAAGAUCGUCGACGUCACAUGCAUCCGCAACGUCUUCCCGCCCAUUGAGCUUGUCACCCAGGCCCUCAACACCUUUCUACCUCUACCUAUGGAGGGCUCUGCCAAGCUCGGCGUCGGCUACAUUGGCGAGGAGGAUGAGGGGUGA